Molecule: messenger RNA, 2193 nt
Organism: Malania oleifera
Lineage: Eukaryota; Viridiplantae; Streptophyta; Magnoliopsida; Santalales; Ximeniaceae
Exons: 6
Coding region: 610-1989 (459 amino acids)
Biological process (GO): mitotic sister chromatid segregation; protein localization to mitotic spindle pole body; microtubule anchoring at mitotic spindle pole body
Cellular component (GO): MWP complex; microtubule organizing center; mitotic spindle
Molecular function (GO): protein binding
Source: RefSeq, a predicted model, not a curated record
CUCUUGCUUGCUUCAAUCACCGGUCGCUUCCAACUUACUCUUCCCACGCCCUCUGUUUCAAAUCUCAGCACUCAGAGAAGAGUCCCUUUUUUUGGACCUUCUCUCCAGCACAGGCGAAUAGAGUCUUCUUCUCCACAAUCUCCACUCUUCUCAGGCAUCCAUUCGCCUGAAAAUCUCCGGAUCACGGGCUCCUUACUUGCUCUGACCUCGCAGGUCUAAGACCCAGCUUGAUGAACCUGUAAUGGGGCCUGGUCUUUGAGUGUUCGAAAUUUGUAGUCUGUACUAGUCCGGUUCUCGGAAGUUCUUUCGUUUCCGGGUUGUUUCUCGAGAAAAAAAUUGUCAUUCCAAGGACCUCUGAGCGCGUUACGCAUCUUUGGUCUCUUAGUGGUCUUACUGGGGUGUGUUCUUUUUGGGUUUUUGAACAUGUACAAGGCUGGCUUUCUCAAAUUGAACUGUUGCUGACAUGCUGUUUGCUUUCCGCGGAUGGGUCUCAGACUGCUGUUUAGUUCUGGACCUGCAUUGUAAAUCUGUAAUGUGGUGCCUGCAAUUAGGGUUUUCAGAGGCCUGAUCCAGUGAUUUGUUUCAUUCCCAUGAAAGUUUUGCGGUGAGAUGGAGUUCACUGAAUCUUUUAAGCAGACAGGGCCGUGUUGUUUCUCACCGAAUGCUAGAUUUAUAGCUGUUGCUGUCGAUUACCGCCUUGUAAUUCGUGAUGUUCUGUCGUUGAAGGUUGUGCAGUUGUUUUCAUGCUUGGAUAAGAUAAGCUAUAUUGAAUGGGCUGUUGAUUCUGAAUACAUACUUUGUGGUCUCUAUAAGAGACCAAUGAUACAAGCAUGGUCAUUGACCCAGCCUGAAUGGACAUGCAAAAUAGAUGAAGGCCCAGCUGGUAUUGCAUAUGCAAGGUGGAGCCCUGACAGUCGCCAUAUACUUACGACAUCAGAUUUUCAGUUGCGAUUAACAGUUUGGUCACUAGUCAACACAGCAUGUAUACAUGUGCAAUGGCCAAAGCAUGCAUCCAAGGGGGUUUCCUUUACUCGAGAUGGAAAAUAUGCUGCAAUUUGCACAAGACGAGAUUGCAAAGAUUAUGUCAAUCUGCUUUCUUGUCAUACAUGGGAGAUUAUGGGUGUUUAUGCCGUCGAUACGCUGGAUUUGGCUGAUAUUGAAUGGUCACCAGAUGAUAGUGCUGUAGUAAUAUGGGAUUCACCUCUUGAGUACAAGGUUCUGAUUUACUCUCCAGAUGGAAGGUGUCUAUUUAAGUAUCAAGCAUAUGAAAGUGGGCUGGGUGUGAAAAGUGUUUCAUGGUCUCCUUGUGGCCAGUUUCUGGCAGUAGGUAGUUAUGACCAAAUGUUACGAGUGUUGAAUCAUUUGACUUGGAGAACUUUUGCUGAAUUUAUGCACUUAUCUUCUGUUCGUGGUCCUUGUUGUGCAACAGUUUUUAAGGAGGUAGAUGAGCCAUUGCAACUUGACAUGUCUGAGUUAUAUUUGACUGAUGAUUUUAUGGAAGGGAAAUCUGAAAAUGCAGCGGAAGGGCACUUCAGAGUUAGAUACGAGGUCAUUGAAGUGCCCAUUAUCUUGCCUUUCCAGAAGCCUCCUCCAGACAAGCCAAACCCAAAACAAGGAGUUAGCCUUUUGUCAUGGAGCUACAAUAGCCAGUAUAUCUGCACUCGCAAUGAUAGCAUGCCAACCACUCUCUGGGUAUGGGACAUACGCCAUCUCGAGCUUGCGGCCAUUUUGGUACAUAAAGGCCCUAUCCGAGCGGCAGCUUGGGACCCAGCUUGUGCACGCCUUGUUUUGUGCACUGGAAGCUCUCAUUUGUACAUGUGGACUCCUUCAGGUGCUUACUGUGUGAGUGUCCCUUUGCCACAGUUCUCUGUAACUGAUCUGAAAUGGAAUGCAGAUGGUAGCUGCCUUCUCCUCAAGGACAAGGAGUCAUUCUGCUGCGCCACAAUGCCUGUGUUACCUGAAUCCAGUGAAUAUAGCUCUGACGAUUGAGUACUUUUCUUGUUUGUCGGUAGGCUCAUUGAUAGAUGUUGAUUGAUAAAUAGGUGUAUUUUUUUAUCAAUUGAGUAGAGAUUUCACUGCAUAGGUCGUUGUUAGUGUCUGUAUGCGAUGUCUUCUGUUAUAAACCCGGUGUAAGCUUUAGCAUGCAUGCCCUAAUUAAAUGGGCUUCAGAAAAUGCAGUUGCAUUUAGCCAAA